This is a messenger RNA of Fulvia fulva, 1617 nucleotides long. RefSeq names its product Putative amidase. The transcript has 3 exons. The record is from RefSeq and is a predicted model, not a curated record. Lineage: Eukaryota; Fungi; Ascomycota; Dothideomycetes; Mycosphaerellales; Mycosphaerellaceae. Bases 1 to 1617 code for a protein of 538 amino acids.
AUGGGUUCAACCACAGAGCAAUGGAAGGAAAUUGCGAAGAAAGCACAGCAGAAAGUCAUUGAUGAUAUUCCCUUGGAAUGGCGUGUGCCCACCAACAGACUCCCAGGCCAUGAUGUCCGAGACGUGACUGGCUUUCCUGCCAAGUCUGGGCUCCUCUCAGAGCAGGACCUCGAGAUCACGGACUCAUACGCCACCGAGAUCGUUGCGAAGUUGGCCAAAGGCGUAUGGAAGGCAGAAGAUGUUACGCGAGCGUUCUGCAAAAGAGCAGCCAUAGCACAUCAGCUAACAAACUGCCUAACAGUGAUCAUGUUCGACGAUGCCAUCAAGCGAGCGAAGGAACUGGAUGCUGAGUUCGAAAAGACUGGCAAGCCUACAGGCCCAUUACAUGGCCUUCCUGUCUCUCUCAAGGACAACUUCAAUAUUCCUGGCUACCCAAGUUCCGUUGGGUUCUGUAGCUGGGCCAUGGAUCCAAUGGAGCAGCAGAGCACGAUCGUCGGAAUACUGAAGGAACUUGGCGCAGUUCCAUAUGUCAAGACCAAUGUCCCAACAGCCAUGAUGAUCGCGGAGAGCGUCAACAACUGCUACGGUCGAACGUCGAAUCCGCUGAAUCGUGAGAACACAUCUGGCGGCUCCUCAGGUGGCGAAUCCGCCCUAAUCGCCUUGAGAGGUAGCCCGCUCGGUGUGGGUACGGACAUCGGCGGCUCCCUCCGCAUCCCAGCAGCAUGUACAGGCAUCUACACCAUCAAACCCUCCUUCGGCCGCUUCCCCCACUUCGACGCACGAUCCGGCCUCGCAGGCCAAGAAGCCGUCGCCAGCAACCACGGCCCCAUGGCACGCAGCAUAGCCGACCUGCGCCUCUACACCGAGAAUGUCAUCAACUCCGCCCCCUGGCUCAGAGACCCCAAAUGCAUUGAAAUCCCCUGGCGCCCCGUAUCACUCCCAUCCAAGCCCAAACUAGCAGUCCUCUGGUCCAACGACCUAGUCCAACCAACACCACCCGUAACCCGUGCCCUCCGCGAAACUGUCGACAAGCUCAAGAAGCAGGGCUAUGAUAUUGUUGACUGGCCUGCUACCGACCACGUCGAAGCCAUUGACCUCCUAGCGAAACUCUUCCUCGCGGAUGGGGGCAAGUCUGUGGAGGAGAUCCUCAGAUCUGUCGGAGAGCCUUUCCGUCCGGAAAUGAAAGCAUACGAAGAAGCUACAGAACUCGGCGUGCAUGAACUCUGGCAACUCCAGAAACAACGCACCGCUCUCGCGAAGCGCUACCUCGACCGUUGGAAUGAAAUCCAGCCAGAUGCUAUCCUAGGCCCCGUCACGCCGUAUGCCGGUGCGCCGAGGGCAGGGGAGUUUACGCAUGUGGGGUAUACGGGGGUGUUCAAUAUUUUGGAUUAUACGUCUGUGAGUUUCCCGUCGGGGGUGAAGGUUGACAAGGAGAAAGAUGGAAAGGGGGAGGAAGGGUUUGAGGCGUUGAAUGAAGUGGAUAAAACGACGAGGGAGCAGUAUGACCCGGAGCUGUGUCAUGGGUUGCCGGUGAGUCUGCAGGUUACGGGGAGGAGGUUGCAGGAAGAGAAGAUCUUGGCGUUGGUGCACAGGAUUGAGGAGGAUUUGAAGGGGUAG